Messenger RNA from Fragaria vesca subsp. vesca, 1757 nucleotides. Its product is annotated as AP-1 complex subunit mu-1-like. Gene Ontology annotation, cellular component: cytoplasmic vesicle; clathrin adaptor complex. Lineage: Eukaryota; Viridiplantae; Streptophyta; Magnoliopsida; Rosales; Rosaceae. Bases 133 to 1419 code for a protein of 428 amino acids. The transcript is spliced from 11 exons. Gene Ontology annotation, biological process: vesicle-mediated transport; intracellular protein transport. The record is from RefSeq and is a predicted model, not a curated record.
UCAUUUUCCAUUUGGUUGCCUUUAGCAGUCGUCACCAUGACAUAAGAAACCAGAAAAACCAGAGAGGCGGAACGGAGAGCAAGAGAAGUGAGCUGCGCCGGUGAUCGAUCCGAAUCUCCGAUCUUGAAUCAAAUGGCCGGCGCCGCCUCGGCGCUUUUCCUUCUAGACAUCAAAGGCCGAGUUCUGAUUUGGCGCGACUACCGUGGCGAUGUCUCUGCUGCUCAGGCCGAGCGUUUCUUCACCAAGUUCAUCGAGAAAGAGAGCGAUCAGCAGUCGCAAGAUCCAGUGGUGUAUGACAAUGGAGUCAGCUACAUGUUCAUACAGCACAACAAUAUCUACUUGAUGAUUGCGUCGAGGCAGAACUGCAAUGCUGCUAGCUUAGUGCUGUUUCUGCACCGCCUAGUUGAUGUAUUUAAGCAUUAUUUUGAAGUGCUAGAAGAGGAGUCUCUCAGGGACAAUUUCGUCGUAGUGUAUGAGUUACUCGAUGAAAUUAUGGACUUUGGUUUCCCGCAAUUUACCGAAGCGAAGAUUCUAAGUGAGUUUAUCAAGACGGAUGCCUACAGGAUGGAGACUACGCAACGUCCUCCCAUGGCAGUCACAAAUGCAGUGUCUUGGCGCAGCGAAGGGAUACGAUAUAAGAAGAACGAAGUCUUUUUGGAUGUGGUGGAAAGUGUCAACAUACUUGUCAACAGCAACGGACAGAUAAUACGGUCAGAUGUCGUUGGGGCACUAAAGAUGAGAACAUAUUUGAGUGGUAUGCCUGAGUGUAAGCUUGGAUUAAAUGAUAGAGUUCUGCUGGAGGCUCAAGGUCGAACAGCAAAAGGAAAAGCCAUUGAUCUGGAUGAUAUUAAAUUCCAUCAGUGUGUACGUUUGGCUAGAUUCGAAAAUGACCGCACUAUUUCCUUCAUACCCCCUGAUGGAGCAUUUGAUUUGAUGACAUAUAGACUCAGCACUCAGGUGAAGCCCCUAAUCUGGGUUGAAGCACAAGUUGAAAAGCAUUCUAGAAGUCGUAUUGAAUUCACGGUAAAAGCAAGGAGCCAGUAUAAGGAGCGCAGCACGGCUACAAACGUUGAAAUUGAUUUACCAGUUCCUGCUGAUGCUACCAAUCCUAAUGUCCGUACGUCAAUGGGAUCUGCUGCCUAUGCUCCUGAGAGGGAUGCUUUAGUCUGGAAGAUCAAAUCUUUUCCUGGUAAUAAGGAGUAUAUGUUGAGGGCCGAGUUUAGUCUUCCUAGUAUUGUUGCUGAAGAUGCAGUGCCAGAAAGAAAAGCUCCCAUUCGCGUGAAGUUUGAGAUACCAUAUUUUACGGUCUCAGGAAUUCAGGUCCGGUACCUAAAAAUCAUUGAGAAAAGUGGAUACCAGUCUCUUCCAUGGGUGAGAUACAUAACAAUGGCUGGCGAAUAUGAACUGAGACUAAUCUAAAGGCAUCUUGCUUGUGCUGCUCUCAAUCGCGUAAAUACAUUCCUCAGAAUUCCUUCUAUAUUAUCUCCAGCGAUCUUGCUUCCCAUACACAGCAUUGGUUUUUGUUUGAUUAUAGCAUUGGUUUAUAGUGCAGAGGUUAAGAAAGAAGUUUUUUCCAACCAAUCUUAUGUUUUGCUUUUCUUUUUUGUUAUAACGGACGGCAGAUUGUUUCUGACCCAAAGCUUUGCUUAUUUAAAGUUAGUGAUAGGCAGAUGGUGAAAUAGUAAAUGUUGGAUUGUUUCUUAGCUCCUUUUUUAUUCAGUGUAUCAUUUUGGCAUAAUUAUUCCGUGACAGACAUG